AUGGAGGCCGCGUGGAAGGCCCUGCUGCUGGCCGCCGUGGCCACCUUGGCCACCGCUCAGUCCCUGAGCUUCGAGGAGGCUUUGGCCGGCACCAUCGCCACCUACAACAAAGAGUCCAACUCGGACAAUCUCUUCCGGCUCCACAGACUGCAGCUCCAGGAAGGGACUAGUAACAGCGCCAACAUCUUCCCCGUGAACUUCACCAUCCACGAGACCGUGUGCAGUAAGAAGGAGGAGACGCGCCCCUUGGACCAGUGUGACUUCAAGGAGGGCGGGCUGGUGAGAGAAUGUUCGGGCACCAUCUCCAUGGACAAAGACGAUCCCUCGGUUAACGUCACUUGCAAUGGGCCUGUCCGGACCAAGAGGCGUUUUGGAAGGUUCUUCAAAAAAGUCAAGAAUGCCCUGAAGAAGGGAAUUAAAAAAAUCGGCCGUGGGAUUCAGAAACUGAGCGAGAAGAUUGGAGGGCUGAACUUGAAAUUCCAGGUGCCCUUACCUCAGGGCUAAGCCACAGGCCACUCGGUCA
Messenger RNA from Tachyglossus aculeatus (Australian echidna), 523 nucleotides. Its product is annotated as cathelicidin antimicrobial peptide-like. NCBI's taxonomy places the organism in Eukaryota, Metazoa, Chordata, Mammalia, Monotremata, Tachyglossidae. The record is from RefSeq and is a predicted model, not a curated record. Gene Ontology annotation, molecular function: lipopolysaccharide binding. Gene Ontology annotation, biological process: defense response to Gram-positive bacterium; innate immune response; antimicrobial humoral immune response mediated by antimicrobial peptide. The transcript has 4 exons. Bases 1 to 504 code for a protein of 167 amino acids. Gene Ontology annotation, cellular component: extracellular region.